UUCCGAUGUACGAAGAACAUAUCCACAAAACGACAUUUACGUGCCAUCUUGGACUCUUUUCAUUUCUACGAUUACCAUUUGGAUUGAAGAACGCGCCAGCAUCAUUCCAAGCAAUGAUGGAUCUCAUAUUCGGCGAUCAGAUAGACAAACACAUGGCAGUAUUCAUUGAUGAUAUCAACAUCUAUUCUCAGACGUUCGAAGAACACAUGGACCAUUUAAGGCAGACCUUUGAAAAAUGCAGAAAGUACGGAUUGAAGCUCAAGAAAAAGAAGUGUUAUUUCGGAUGCGAGAAAUUAGAAUUUUUAGGACAUGUAGUUAGUAGAGAAGGAUUAAUAGUAGAUGAUAGGAAAGUGAACGCGGUAGAGCAAUACGGCACCCCAAAAGAUACGACGCAAAUCAAACAAUUUCUGGGCAUGACUGGCUAUUAUGCUCAGUUUAUCAACGGCUAUCAAGAAAUGGCGGCACCAUUACAAAAACUACUUGGAAAAAGGAAGCAAUUCGUUUGGACCACUGAACAAGACGAAGCGAUGCAACAACUCAAAGAUGCGCUGAUUACGUCACCAGUUUUGGCAUACCCGAACAUGAAGGAACACUUUACUCUUAUCACCGACGCAUCCAAUUUCGGAUUAGGUGCGGUUCUAGCACAAUACGAUCCGAUAACGAAACAAGAGUACGCGGUAGGAUACGCUUCGAAAUCCCUAAGCCCAGCAGAAAGAAAUUAUAGCGCGACGCAUCGUGAAGGCUUAGCGGUGAAAUGGGCACUCAAGAAAUUCCAACGGUAUCUUAGAGGAAGACAAUUUACCAUCGUUACGGACCAUGCGGCGUUACUCCCUAUCAUUCAGUACCGCGAACCUGAAGGACGAACGGGUAGAUGGGCCAUGGAAUUAAUGGAAUACGAUUUCGACAUGGAGCAUCGAAAAGGCGAAGAAAACCAAGUCGCCGAUGCUCUUUCCCGAGACCCUACCUUCGGACCCACCUACGAAGAACUGAAAGUUAAGGCACUGAACGAUAGAGAUUAUAGAGUACGCCGAGGAGCGAUUAAUAAAUGGCACGAUGGAAAAUGGAAAUUAGUAAUCAAAAGCCCGGAUCACGAAGAAAUCAUACGAUCCAUCCACGAUGGAGUAGCAGCCGGACACUUAGGUGUGAAAAUUACCUGCAAAAAGAUCAAAGAGCGUUAUUGGUGGCCAGGAAUAAACAAAAUGGUACAGGAAUAUAUCUCUACGUGUGUACCAUGUCAGAAAGAAAAGAAGCCCGAAAAACCGAAAGACAUUUAUCCGAUUAUUGCCGAACGGCCUUUUCAAAUAAUCGGAAUAGACCAUGUUGGACCUCUGCACGAAACUAAGGAAGGAUAUCUAUACCUUAUUGUAGCCCAAGACUACUUUACGAAAUGGCCAAUGGCAAAAGCGACGAAAACGACUAACACAGACGAAGCUUUAGAAUUUCUCCAAGAAAUCUGUGCAACUUAUGGAGCGCCAGAGCAGAUCAUUUCCGAUCGAGGCUCAGCCUUUAUAAGCGAAAAAUGGAAAACGACUUUGCCACAGUGGGGAAUUAAGCAUACGCCAACCACAGCGGCGAAUCCGCAAGCAAAUGGCCAAGUAGAACGAUUUAAUCAAACCUUAGUAAAAAUGCUUAGGAAAAGAACGGGAGUUCGUAAAACCACAUGGGCAGAAAGAUUACCAUUUGUUCUAUGGGAUUAUAGAACGUCGGUACAAGCCACUAUGGAACGCACCCCAUCGGAAUUGCUAUAUGGAUAUCGUAUGAGAAUACCAAUAGAAUUGAAGUAUCCUAUACCCGAAGAAGACUAUGAAAAUCAGCCAAUCGACCGCUUGAAACAAUUAGAAGAAUUGCAUCAUAAACGAAUUGAAGCCGCAGAACUUAUCAAAAAGAAACAGGAAAAAGUGAAACAACAAUGGGAAUUCAACAAGGGAUUAGCCACCCCGUUCCAAGUUGGAGACUUAGUAUUGCUUUAUGCGCCAGCUCAUAAACGAAAAUUAGACCAAGCCGCAGAAGGACCGUUCAGAAUUAAAGAAGUUGGAAAACGACGAACGUAUGUAUUAGAAACGCUAGGAGGAAAAAUGCACUCUACAGUAACAGGAAAACGAUUAAUCAAGUUCAACGAAAGAAAUAAGGCUCGUGUAGAAAUUUAG
This is a messenger RNA of Paraglomus occultum, 2147 nucleotides long. The record is from the annotation of a GenBank genome assembly. NCBI's taxonomy places the organism in Eukaryota, Fungi, Glomeromycota, Glomeromycetes, Paraglomerales, Paraglomeraceae.